Molecule: messenger RNA, 1647 nt
Organism: Cicer arietinum (chickpea)
Lineage: Eukaryota; Viridiplantae; Streptophyta; Magnoliopsida; Fabales; Fabaceae
Product: hydroquinone glucosyltransferase-like
Molecular function (GO): UDP-glycosyltransferase activity
Source: RefSeq, a predicted model, not a curated record
UUUUUCUUGUAUACGAGUCGGAGUAUAAAAAUAGAUAAGUGUAUCUAUUGUGAGGUUGGUAAUGCUAUACUACUUGUUUGGUUCUCAUGGAAGCAAGAACUCACAUAGCCCUAGUCACUAUCCCUGUCAUUAGCCAUCAAGUUUCAAUUCUCGAGUUUGCUAAAACAUUAGUUAAUCUUUACAAAAACAUUUUCCAUGUCACAUGCAUCAUUCCCACAAUUAGUAAUUCUCUUUCCAUAUCUUCCAAACCCUUCUUUGAUACCCUCCCUUCUAACAUACAAUGCAUUUACCUUCCUCCAACUAACUUUGAGGAUAUAAUAAGGAAUGAGGUUGUGCUUGAAUCUCAAGUUCAAAUAUCGGUUACUAGAUCUAUGCCUUUAGUGCGUGAAACCUUAAGGUCAAUAAUUAGUACUAGCUCAAAUAAUAUGGUUGCUCUAAUUGUUGAUGCAUUUGCACAUGAAGCACAUGAAUUUGCUAAGGAAUUGAACAUCUUAUCCUACACAUAUUUUCCAUGUUCGGCAAUGGUAUUAUCAAUGUGCCUAUACUCCUCAAAGUUGGAUGAAACAAUUACUUGUGAGUACAAAGAUCAUCCCCAACCAAUAGAGAUUCCAGGUUGCAUAUCUGUCAAUGGCACAGAUCUCCCAGACAGUGUUCAAGAGAGAACCAAUGUAGCUUACAAAUUAUUUCUUCACCGCUCCAAACAACUUCGUCUAGCUGAUGGCAUCAUUAUCAAUACCUUCCUUGAAAUGGAAUCAAAAGCAUUAAAAGCAAUAUCCCAAAAUGGUAUACUAUAUGGUACCACCCCUAAUGUGUAUCCAAUUGGGCCCAUCAUACAAACAAGGACCACAAUUCAAAAAAACAAGUCCAAAUGUUUACUAUGGUUAGAUAACCAACCACCUAACUCAGUUCUCUUCAUUUCAUUUGGAAGUGGUGGCACACUUUCACAAGACCAAAUAAAUGAACUUGCUUUGGGAUUGGAAUUUAGUAACUAUAAAUUUUUAUGGGUUAAUGUGAAACCACCAAAUAAUAAAGCCACUGCUACUUACCUAAGUAAUGAAGAAGUGGACCCAUUACAUUUUUUACCUUUGGGCUUUUUACAAAGAACAAGAGGACAAGGUCUUGUUAUGUGUGAUUGGGCCCCACAAGUUGAAGUCCUUAAGCACAAUGCAGUUGGUGCAUUUUUAACUCAUUGUGGUUGGAAUUCAAUUUUGGAGAGUAUUAUGCAUGGAGUGUCAAUGAUAGCUUGGCCAUUAUUUGCUGAACAAAGAAGCAAUGCUGCAUUGGUAACUAAUAGCCUCAAAAUUGCUUUGAGAGCAAAAUGUAAUAGCAAAGGCAUAGUAGAAAAGGAGGAAGUUGCUAAUCUCAUAAAGGGUGUGAUGGAGGGUUUGGAGAGUGAAGAAAUUAGAAGAAGAGUGAAAAAACUACAAAAGUUUGCUAAUUGUGCUAUGAUGGAAGAUGGGUCAUCCAUGAAGACGUUAUCUAUGUUGGCACUCAAAUGGAUGGGCUUGGGAAGGCCCAUAGAAAAUUAAUGCGUGGCCAAUAUGUGGUCCAAAUAAGUUUUGGUCAAUAGACUAAUUUUAUUCUAAAUUAUGUGUAUGUGUGUAUGAUUUUUAAUUUUUACUAACUUUGCUCUUAUAUAUUUUUCAA